AUGGCGCAGCAGCAGCCCUUGCUAUCCCAGGAGGAUGGGCGAGGACACCAAAUGCAAGCAGCAAACGUGCAACUUCUUGCUCAGCUUUGCCAUCCCGGAGAUUUCCUUUCCGCCAAAAUUCGCACGAGUUUGGUAAGAGAGACCUUGCAAUGCGUCGUCUGUUGCCCAGCUUGUCGGCAGUUGCAGGCCCAGAAGCCAUCCCCUGAGACUGCCUGGGAUACAAUCUUCGCUGCACCGCACAGCUUCCACGAGCCCGAUGCUUGCUACGGCCUGGGGGUCGUCGUCCAUGCUCUCGCCAACACCCAGAACCUCUUGAAAGAGGACUGGUACCACAAGGCCGUGGAGCAUGUUUGGGCCACGCUUCAGAAGCUAGGCGAGGUGCCGCCCGAAGCCAAGGACACAGCGCAGGAGCGGCUGUACCGCAUGACCGAGUUCAUUGCUUGUGUUGCUCUGGCAGUGGGCCACCGCACAUUCUACCGCGCCCUUGGCAAGGAGCCGAUUCUCGAUCAACCUCCGAUGCCGUCGCCGCGCUCCUAUUCAAACAAUGGCGCCCCCAUGUUCAAGACCGCUGAGGAGGUCUCCAGCCGGCUUGGAAGGAAGGAAGGCUGUGGAUGGGGCCCUUGCCUCGACAAGGCAAGCCUCACUCCGGGCUUGAAGCUUGCGAAUGGAGAACUUUUGGCAGAUUGCUUCACUUGGCAGCUGCGCCCGCAAGUGCCCACAAGCAAGUGGACCCCAGCCUUGUCCACAGGCCUUGCAGUGGGGCUACGGCGGCUGGGGCCGAGGGGCAAAAGAGUGUAUGAUAAGAAUAACGAGUAUUAA
Symbiodinium sp. CCMP2592 is the source of this 819-nucleotide messenger RNA. The record is from the annotation of a GenBank genome assembly. NCBI's taxonomy places the organism in Eukaryota, Dinophyceae, Suessiales, Symbiodiniaceae.